Xiphophorus couchianus (Monterrey platyfish) is the source of this 4078-nucleotide messenger RNA. RefSeq names its product beta-galactosidase-1-like protein 2. Gene Ontology annotation, biological process: carbohydrate metabolic process. The record is from RefSeq and is a predicted model, not a curated record. The transcript has 20 exons. Bases 1906 to 3984 code for a protein of 692 amino acids. Gene Ontology annotation, molecular function: beta-galactosidase activity. Lineage: Eukaryota; Metazoa; Chordata; Actinopteri; Cyprinodontiformes; Poeciliidae.
UUUAUUGUUCUAUAAUAUAAUUCUAUGUGGCUGAAUUCCACAUAAUAUUGCCCCUAACUGACACCAGCUACUUGAAAAUAAGCUGCUAAGCCACCGUCAUUCUAUUAAGUUUUUGCUUUUUCAAAUCAAUAUUCUUCACAAAGCAGUAUGAACAGAUUCUAAUAAACAGAAAUGCUAGGUCAGAUCUAUGUUUUUUAAAUCAAACCAUGCCUGAAUUGAUCCUUAUUUGACCCUGGACUGGGUUAGUGGUAAUGGUUAGACUUACCAGGACACAACCCCAAAUAAAACUCACACCCUCAGCGAAGCUGAAGUCAUCCCAUAAUGACAGAUGCUGGAAUAUAAUGGCAGGUAUGUAGGGCUCCUUGUAAUGCAAAGUCGGCAUGUCUGGAAGUCCGUCUCCUCUUGCUGCACAAAAGUGAAUAAACUAAUCAGGCAACAACAUCUUUCAGUUACAGCACUUUGUAAAAGUUAUCAUAGCCCUCUGACAUUUUGUCACAUUAGAAUCACAAAACCCAACAUAUUUAAUUGGGAUUUAAUGUGACAGACCAACACAAAGCUGAACAUAACAAUGAAGUGGAAGGAUAAAGAUGAAGGCUUUUAGAAAUAUUUUACAAAUAAAAAAGUUUUAAAAUGUGUUGCUCUGAUAACCUUGAAUAAAAUCUAUUGGAUCCAUUUGCCUUCCAAGAUUGCCAAAUUAGUUAACGGAGUCCAUCUCUGUGUAAUUAAAUCUCAUUACAAAUGUGAAGGCCUUCUUAUGUGAAAGCUUGUGACAUUUGUUAGUGAACAGUAAAUAUGAAAACAGCAUAAUGAAGACCAAAAAACAGAAGACAGAUCAUGGCUUCUUUGGUCUUCAUUAUGCUGUUCAUUAUCAUGAUCUGACCAAAGAUUUUGACCAAAUACAAAUAUCUGAAACGCAUGUAAUUGUUCUCUAUCGCCAUCUGCUGGCUAAUACAACAGAAACUCUCCAUAAUCCAUAUUUUUGACAGCAGAACUUCGUCAUUUCAGCCACAUCUGUGCAUAUUUGCAUGAACAUUUGUUUAUGCCACUGCUCUGUAGGAAGACCAGGAACUGCUCCGUUCAUGAAGCCAAAACUGGAUCCUCCAUGGAUCAUGUUCAGAUUGACAGACAUGCCUUUUCUCAUGAUUUUCCUCAAUGUGGACACCAUGUCUGGAACAAAAUUAUAUUUUCACAAACUCUUUAGAACUAACUGUAGUGACAUAAGAUCUGACAGGGGUAUGAAUUGUUUUAGACUUAAAUGUAGAUUUAAUUCAAAAGGUUACUCGAAAAACAUCACAUACAUCACGACCUAGAGGGAAAUAAUAAAUAGAUCAACUUAAAACAAAAGUGACGAGAAAGGUAAAUACACAACCUUGAUUAUAUUCUUUGCAAGCUACUGUGUGAUUGGAAUAUUAAGUUUUUUAAAGUACAUAAUAAACAUUUUUAAUCUGAAAAUGUUUUAUUUUGAGCCUAAGAAGGCAUAAUAGGGUCCAUUAUGAAGAAAAUCACCUCUGCCACAAUUAUUUACAUCCCCGUUGUCCACACUUUGUACAAUCCCCUUUUGCCAUCAGGACAACACCUACUCUUUAUUUCAUAAGCCAUUUGUUGGGAAUUUUUUUUAAUUCUCAGUUGUUGUUUUUUUUUUUACUUUAGCACUUCCUCUAAGUGCAGCAGAUACAGAAAGAGGGAUCUUGUUUGAAAUGAGGCAGUACCUUUUGAUAUGAUCCACUAUUGUUAAUGUGGCACCUAAAGACUAUUUGACCAUUAAAAGACACAUCCCUCCAGCUCCUUUCCUCCCCCCCAAACAUUUUAUUUAUUUUACUACUUGUCUUUUGGUUGUUAAUGUUGUGUGGCACUCACAUUUACUUGUAAGUUUAUUUCUGGUGCAAUACUAAUUUACUCCACAAGAUGGCAGUAGUUGCGUAUAACAGAGACACUGACUUAAAAAACUACGCAGGAGAAGUUCAGUGGAACCUUAAGCUGAGUAGGAAGCGUCGCAGCAAAGCCUUUACCGAAGAAGCUCAUUUCUGUUUAAAACAGAGCAGAGGAUCCAACAGCUCACCCAUGGGUGUCCUGAGGACAAGAAAUAAACAGAAACGGAUACAUGCAUUCAUUUGCUUGUGCAUAGUUUGCUUCAUCCUCUAUAAGUAUCUGGGAUUCUUUCAGAGCCCGCCACAAACGGGCUUGAAGAAGACCAGGAAGAUGGGCCUGAACACCAACUCAUCCCAGUUCACCCUGGAUGGGAAGCCCUUCUGCAUCCUUGGGGGAUCUGUUCACUAUUUCCGUGUGCCCAGGCCGUACUGGAGAGACCGGCUGAUGAAGAUGAUGGCCUGUGGCAUCAACACCCUAACUACAUAUGUUCCAUGGAGUCUGCACCAGCCGGAGAAGGACGUGUUCAACUUCCACACACAAUUGGAUUUAGAAGCAUUCAUAUCUCUGGCAGCUGAGCUGGGGUUGUGGGUUAUUUUAUGCCCUGGUCCCUAUAUUUCUGCUGACAUGGACCUGGGAGGACUGCCAAGCUGGCUCCUCAGAGAUGGCAGUAUGAGACUAAGGACCACUCACCCUGGCUUCAUUCAGGCUGUCAACACCUAUUUUGACAAACUUAUACCAAAAGUGGUUCCAUUUCAGUUCACCAAAGGGGGUCCUGUUAUUGCAAUGCAGGUUGAAAAUGAAUAUGGAUCCUUUGCAAAGGAUCAAAGGUACAUGUUAUUCAUUAAAGAGGCUUUACAGUCCAGAGGAAUCAGUGAGGUCUUGCUCACAUCAGAUAACAGCAACUCAUUUAAGUCGGGGGGUGUUGAUGGAGCUCUCCGGGCAGUAAAGCUACAGAAACUGAAUCAGAGAAUCAUCCAGGAGAUGAACUCUGUCAAGCCCAACAAACCUUCCUUGGUGAUGGAAUACUGGACUGGCUGGUAUGAUACAUGGGGGGACCUUCACCAUGUGCUGCCUCCCGAAGACAUGGUGUCCACAGUGAGGAAUAUUCUGAGAAGAGGCAUGUCUGUCAAUCUGUACAUGUUCCACGGAGGAUCCAGUUUUGGCUUCAUGAAUGGAGCAGAUUCUGAUCCUUCCUACAAAGCUUUGGUCUCCAGCUAUGAUUAUGACGCUCCGUUAUCUGAAGCAGGGGGAUACACUGCAAAGUAUUACCUUCUAAGGGAUUUAUUUUCUCAAUUCAACCCAAAAGGACACCGCAUCCCAGACAUACCGAAGUUGCGUUACAGUGAUUCCUACGAAACUGCAGUUAUGUACCAGCAUCUGUCAUUAUGGGAUGCUUUAAGCUUCACUGAGGGUCCUUUUAUGUCCUCCAAGCCAGUAAACAUGGAGAACCUACCUGCAAACAAUGGCAACGGCCAGUCGUAUGGCUACACUCUGUAUGAGACCACCAUCACUAGCGGAGGGAUGCUACAGUCAGGUGACAAUGUUCGGGAUCGUGCCCUGGUGUUUGUAGACAGAAAAUAUAUUGGUCUUUUGAAGCGCCAGAUCCUUGAGCUGGCUGUUCCUGAUGGUAAGGGAGUGCGGACUUUGAGCUUCCUGGUUGAAAACUGUGGACGAGUUCACCAAGGAAAAGACCUUGACAAACAACGUAAAGGUCUGGUGGGGGACAUUUUAUUCAACGGCACCCCCUUGCGGGGUUUUACAACAUACAGCCUGGAUAUGAAACUCAACUUUAUUGAAAGUCUUAUUGAGGCACCUUGGAAAAAUCUCCCAGAAAGUCCCAGCUUUCCUGGAUUUUUCAUGGGAAGGGUGUUUGUGUACAGCUAUCCGAGUGACACGUUUGUGAAGCUGCCAGGCUGGGGAAAAGGUGUUGUGUUCAUAAACGGUCUGAAUCUCGGUCGCUAUUGGUCACUGGGCCCACAGCAGACCCUCUACCUCCCUGGGCCCUUUCUCCACAGUGGAAUAAACCAGAUCAUUAUAUUUGAGGAGAAGGAGGGAGACUACAAUGUCCAGUUUGAAGGUUCACCUGAUCUGGGCAUGGAAGCAGAAAUCGACUGAACAUCUGGGUGUGAAAAUUAUCUACAUCUUGAUGUGUAACAUGUACAAAAUGUUUUGUACUGUGAUUGUAUUUAAAUAAACGGUCAUCAGUGUU